Molecule: messenger RNA, 585 nt
Organism: Gaeumannomyces tritici R3-111a-1
Lineage: Eukaryota; Fungi; Ascomycota; Sordariomycetes; Magnaporthales; Magnaporthaceae
Exons: 1
Coding region: 1-585 (194 amino acids)
Source: RefSeq, a predicted model, not a curated record
AUGAAGUUGGCCUCGUCGCCCCCGGGCAGGCGCGGGAGGGACUCGGCGUCGAGGACGGCGAAGAGGGAGGCGACGAGCCGGUCCUCGGACUUGCCGCCGUCGUCGUCGGUGGAGGCGGCGGCGGCGGCGGCGGCGUGGCGCGCCACGGCCUCGUCGAGCAGCGUCCGGCCGCGGUCGACCUUGGGCCAGGGCGGGCCGUCGGCGUCAAAGGCGGCGUUGCUCAGGCCGACCGUCUCGCCGCGCCGCGAGGCGACGCGGGGCACCGUGUCCGGGUGCUCGCUGCGGUUGGAGAUGAUGACGAGCGGGUCGAUGUCUUUAUCCGAGGCCGGGGCUGUGGCUGUGGCUGUUGCGGGCGCAGGUGCUGCUGCUGCUGCUGCCGCCGCCGCCCCCCUCCUCCGGAGCUUGCCGCAGGCCAGGCUGAAGCCGCCGACACCCUUGACGCCGGGCCCCGAGAGGAUGCGCUCGACGAACUCGUGGGUCCGCUCGGCCGGGUCGGCGCCCAACCAGGCCGAGACGAUGGCGCCGCGGGAGCGGACGCCGUGGAUGGCGUGGGCGCCGCCCUCGAGCGGGUCCUCCUCGCGGUAG